AUGGAUAACUAUCCAUAUUUGGAUUCUGAAAUAAAUUCUGAUUUUAUAUCGGAAUUUUCUUAUUCUUUAAAAGAAGUGGGUGAGGGUGAUUAUUCAGAUCAAUUUUCCACUGAUAAAAUAUUCCCAACACGCGCCGAUUUAAUUCAAUGGGUUCGAAAGAUUGCAUUUGAUCUUGGAUUUGUUGUCGUCACUAUAAGAUCUGACACAGCAACUGGUGAAGCUGGUAGAAAGACAUUUAUUUUGUUAGGCUGUGAAAGAAGCGGGAAGUAUAGGAAGUAUAAGGCAGAUGUUCAACCUAGUUUAUCUGGCACAAGAAAAUGUGAGUGUCCGUUUAGGUUGAGGGGUAAACCUAAAGGAGAUGGUUGGGUGUUGAAGGUUAUGUGCGGCUAUCACAACCAUGAAUUAGCAGAGACUUUGGUCGGUCAUCCUUUCGCGGGUAGGUUAAAUGCGGCUGAACAAUCAAUUCUUGUGGACAUGACUAAUAGUCAAGUAAAGCCGUCAAAUAUUCUUUUGACUCUGAAAGAACAUAAUGAAGAUAACGUGACAACGAUAAAGCAAAUAUAUAAUGCGAGGUACACGUACAAACGAUCUUUGAGAGGGUCUAGAACGGAAAUGCAACAGUUGAUGAUAUAUAAUCCGGUGCUAUAUUUGCCGCAGAUCGAACUGCGGCGUGCAUCCCAGCGAACCGCACUUCGAAGUCCGGUUAUGUACUUUGCCGCACUUCCAAAUCCGGCUACCACCUCCACCCAACCGCACCUCGAACUGCGGCUCUAA
Molecule: messenger RNA, 774 nt
Organism: Vigna angularis (adzuki bean)
Lineage: Eukaryota; Viridiplantae; Streptophyta; Magnoliopsida; Fabales; Fabaceae
Exons: 1
Coding region: 1-774 (257 amino acids)
Biological process (GO): L-valine catabolic process; thymine catabolic process
Cellular component (GO): mitochondrion
Molecular function (GO): malonate-semialdehyde dehydrogenase (acetylating, [NAD(P)+]) activity; DNA-binding transcription factor activity, RNA polymerase II-specific; methylmalonate-semialdehyde dehydrogenase (acylating, NAD+) activity
Source: RefSeq, a predicted model, not a curated record